Messenger RNA from Coffea eugenioides, 753 nucleotides. RefSeq lists its product as uncharacterized. The coding region runs from base 1 to 753 and encodes 250 amino acids. The record is from RefSeq and is a predicted model, not a curated record. NCBI's taxonomy places the organism in Eukaryota, Viridiplantae, Streptophyta, Magnoliopsida, Gentianales, Rubiaceae. The transcript has a single exon. Gene Ontology annotation, molecular function: zinc ion binding; nucleic acid binding.
AUGGAGAUUCAGGAGGGUCUGGCUGCAGCCCAAAUCUCUACAUUUACUGAAACUUUGGAGAAAACACAUAGACUUGAGAGCGCAAGGAUGCAAGUUAGGGACUUUCACUCUAAGAAGAGAAAUAUUUCUAGUUAUACUUCUGGUCAGGCUAGUAAGAGUGCCCCGCCUUCCAAGAUGGGAAGAAGAACGGGAGGAGGGAGAACCGUUCGAGAUUCAAGGGGAGUUUUAUCCAGAGGAGGUCGUAGUGGGCCGGUUCAAGCGCGGGGAGUGCCUUCUAGUAGUCUGGCGGUAACCCCUCAAGUCAACUGUGGUUACUGUAGCAAACCAAAUCAUUCGGAGAAUGAUUGUUGGAGAAAGUUGGGAAAGUGUUUGUUCUGUGGUAGUGUCGAGCACCAACUCGCGAGUUGUCCGACGGCGCCAAGAGUAGGAGGUAGUAGUCAAAGGCCAGAAAAGUUAAUUUCUAAGCAGACUAGUAUUGGAGAAAGUCGACCAAUGGUACCUGCUAGGAUUUAUGCAUUGGACUACCAACAGAUCCCCGAUGCUACUGAGGUGGUUGAAGAUACGAUCCCUAUUUUUUACCGUUUAGUUAAGAUUUUAAUUGAUCCGGGUGCAACACAUUCUUUAGUAUACCCCAAUUUCAUGAGUGGUAUAGAUCUGAAACCAAUUAAAUUACCUUAUGAUUUGGAGGUUAAAAUGCCUAUUGGGGAUCAAAAUUUAAUCGCUAAUUUGGUUUAUAGACAUUGUGAGAUCUAA